This is a messenger RNA of Pecten maximus, 3437 nucleotides long. Its product is annotated as WAG22 antigen-like. The transcript has 4 exons. Gene Ontology annotation, molecular function: oxidoreductase activity, acting on metal ions. Bases 136 to 2985 code for a protein of 949 amino acids. NCBI's taxonomy places the organism in Eukaryota, Metazoa, Mollusca, Bivalvia, Pectinida, Pectinidae. The record is from RefSeq and is a predicted model, not a curated record.
GCACUGUUUAACCGAUUAGGAGCACGGCGUUAGUGAUACAGACGAUAUUGAAAAAGUCGGGGCUGGUCCUCGACUAAGCGCAAAUGUGGAAAAUACUAAGGAUUUUAUCAUAAAAGAACAACAUCGUGAAAGAUAAUGGAAAGAUUUUGUGUUUGUGUGAUUCUGGUUGCCGCGGUGCUGGUUGCUGUAGAGGCUUAUAGUACCGGAGUACCCAGGAAAGGAUGUAACUUAAAGAAACCAUACCAUAUAAGGAGAAAUUUUACAGAUUGGAAUUGGGAAUAUGCUCCUCAGUUUUCGACACCACCGUUUCGUAUAUUAACAAACACGACAGUUAUAAAACCCGGAGACACAGUUGAAGUGACAAUAUCUCCAAAGACGAGAAAAGAUGCCUUCAAAGGUUUCUUCCUCCAGGUGGUUCCGGAGAAAAGCUUGUUCGACUUUCCGCGCGGGACGUGGACAGCAGACGGCAUGGCCCGCCCCUUCCGGUGUCAGAUGGUCGAUGGCGAUAGCAUCAGUCACGCCAACAGCCGAUGGAAGGGUAACAUAACCAUGAUAUGGCACGCGCCAAAAGACUUCAAGGACCUGGAGGAUAAUCUGGUAAUCAGGGGAUCCAUCGUACGCACUUAUGACGAAUACUGGGAAAGUGUCCAGUCCAAACCUUUGAUGAUCGAUCAAAUCAAAGAGUCAAAGGCAAAAAGUGAUCUACUUGCCCAGCUGGCAAAGGAGUUCGGGACCGACAAGGCUGACCAGCUACUAGCUAUCUUAGAGGUCAAGGUCUUGGAGGAUGACUUAGCGGGAAUAACCUCCUCUACAUCAAAGGAUAGUACUGCAGCAACCGGAGCGACAGGUAGUGCGACCGGCGCGACAGGUGGCGCCACUACUACAACUCCCGCCCCUACCACACCACCACCUCCAUCAAGCAAUGUUAACAGUAAGAUAGAAGACGUUGCUGACGGGGAUGAAGGGUUGCUAUCAAAGGUCACUGGCCUUGUCAAAAACCCUAGUAUUCUAAACACUGUUAAAGGUCUAAUGGGCGGUGGUAGUAGUAGUGGCAGUGGAGGAGGGUUAGGCGGACUGGCCAGUCUCGCGGGGAGCAUGCUCGGAGGUGGCGGCGGCGGCGGACUUCUAUCGAGCAUGCUUGGUGGAGGUGGCGGCGGUGGCCUGGGCGGACUUUCCUCUUUAAUUCCAAUGCUCGGAGCCGGAAAGAUGCUGUCCGGUAUGUUCGGAGGGAAAGGUGGAGGAGGUGGCGGAGGAUUACUUUCCUCUAUCCUUGGGGGUGGCAGUAGAAGAAAUGACGAUGAUCAAUUUGGUGGAGGAAUGCCAGCAGGUAUGUUUGGCGGGCAGCAAGGAAUGAUGGGAGGAGGUUCCCAGGGUAUGUUUGGCGGUGGACAAGGAAUGGGAGGCGGAUCCUCGUCUAGUGGUAACCCAUUGGCAAGUAUACUUGGCAACCCUGGCGCUAUGGCUGGUAUAUCGUCCAUGUUACAAAACAUGGGAGGAUCGCCGCCGGGAGGGGGCGCUGGAGGGGCAGGAGGCGGUGGAAGCCUGAUGAACAUGCUUGGAAUAUCAGACCCAUCAGGUGGAGGGGAUUCAGGUCGACCCAGACCAGAACUGCUGGAAAAUGCCCAAGGCACUAGAGCUCAACCAGGGCCUAACUCCGGCCUAGGCAAUGCACUCUCUCAGGUCAUGGGUAUGCUGGGAGGAUCGGGAGGAUCGGGUGGAUCUGGAAGUCGGGCCAAUAGCGGCUCCUCCCAAUGGCAAAAUCAGGGUCAGAACCAGCAAUAUCCCCAGGGAGGAUAUUAUCCCCAGCAACAACAGUAUCCACAACAACCUUAUUACAACCAGUAUCCACAACAACAAUACCAACAGGAUCCUUAUUAUCCCCAAUACAACCAGCAAGGUGGAGGUUCGUGGGAUAGUCAAGGAAACCAAGGAUUUGGCGGCAAUCAAUGGGGCAACCAGGGAAGCCAGUGGUCUAAUGGAAAUCAAGGAUCCAAUGGAAAUCAGUGGGGCAACCAGGGAAACCAGGGAUUUAACAAUCAAUGGAGUGACCAAGGAAACCAAGGGUCCAAUGGAAAUCAAUGGAAUAGCCAAGGAUCUAACGGAAAUCAAUGGGGUAGCCAAGGAUCCAACUCAAAUCAAUGGGGAAACCAGGGAAAUCAAGGACCCAGCAGAAAUCCAUGGGGCAAUCAGGGGAACCAGGACAUGCAGCAAGGCUCUGGCGGUAAUCAGUGGGGUUCACAAGGACCACCCUCAGGCAAUCAGGAUAAUAACGGCGGACCACCAAGCGGAUUUGGUGUUCAAUUUAACAAUCAAGAUCAGUCAAACCCUAACGGUUUCCAGCAACCAAAUGGUAACAACAUGCCUAAUUCAAACUCAAAUGGGGGUGGCUUUGGUCUAGGUGGAAACUCUGGUCCUUCAGGUAUUGCACCUAUGCCACCAACAAACAACAACCAGGGCCCUCCACCACCACCAACUGGAGGUGGGAGUGGUUUCCCCUCAGGAGGUGCACUAGAUAACCUUCUCAAUGGCGGUGGAUCUAAUGGCGGUGGAUUAGAUCUAAAUGGACUGUUGGGAGGAGGUGUCGGUGGACUUAGUGACCUUCUGGGAGGAGGAGGGUCCUCUGGUGGUGGCGGAGGAGGGUCCUCUGGUGGUGGCGGAGGAGGAUUGCCAGAUAUUUCAAGUGUGAUGGGUGCAGAUGGUAAAAUUGAUGUAGGAAGUGUUAAAAAUCUUAUGAGUGACCCUGGAGUCAUGAACCAAGUCAGCGGAAUGUUAGGGUCACUUGGGGCAGGAGGUGCAGAUGGAAUAGGGGAUAUGCUCGGAGGACUCAUGGGAGAGGAUGGAGGAGGCCUACAGGACAUGUUGGGAGGACUCAUGGGAGAGGAUGGAGGAGGGCUGCAGGAUAUGUUGGGAGGUUUGAUGGGAGGGGGAGGAGGAGGAGGGGGCGGUGGCAUGGAUUUAGGUAAUAUCAUGGGAAUGUUAGGAUAAAGAGGGUUGAAUAUAGCAUGAAAACCAUGUCAUUUAGAAAUCAAAAGUCUGACUGUCAAUUGGAAAGAAGAAACUGUAAGACCACAUGGUUAUAGGUUUAAGCUUGACAAAACUGAAAGGAAGUCAAUCUUAUACUGAUUUUUUAAAUUAAAAAGUUAAAGAAAACAGUAGAAAGUACGUUACAAACUAUUAAUAGAAAAGAGAUGAUUUUGUAAAUAUCAAUUAUCGUUGGCGAUAUAUAUAAAUAGGGAAGGAAAAUUAAUGUAGGUAUUGUUACAAACGAGUCAUUUACCGAUUGUGUAACUCUAAAACUUGCUACACUCAAGAGGUUAUAUUUUCAUUAUUUUCAGGGAUCACAUAAAAUCGAAAAUACAGACAUAUUGAAAGUAAACAUUAAAGAAGAAAUUCUAAAAUGAUACACAAAAACUGGAAAUAUAAUCCAAUAAUUUGAA